This is a messenger RNA of Suillus subaureus, 530 nucleotides long. RefSeq lists its product as uncharacterized. The transcript has a single exon. NCBI's taxonomy places the organism in Eukaryota, Fungi, Basidiomycota, Agaricomycetes, Boletales, Suillaceae. Bases 110 to 376 code for a protein of 88 amino acids. The record is from RefSeq and is a predicted model, not a curated record.
CCAAAGUGUGUGGACUUCUGCUAGUAUCAGUCAACAUCGAAGGAUCAAACACUUUUGUGUCUUGUUUAUGCGUCCAACUUGCCGUCGCAGCUGAAGCCUUGAUGCACUGAUGUUCCAGAUGAUGACGAAGCCUUUAAUUCUUAGACUACUGAGGUUGGCAGUGCUCAACUUAAGUACUACUCACUACCAUGACACUGUCGCCUCUUUCAUCUCGUUCCACACGCAGCAUGCAAAACGCCUAGUGUAUUCUCAAUUGUACUGUCCGUCAGAGCGACAGAACUUGAUUGGCGGGGAAACAUCUUGGUUUAAUCAAGACGACGAAGGUCACGGGCAAUCGCCAAAGCUGUCUAUGAUGCUGGUGAUGAUACAAAUGUAGAAUGCAGAUAAGUGUCUAAACUCUAUGGUGAGUGCUCCAAAUGACUCCGAAUAAGGAUAUUAAAUAUUUUGAUGAACCACUCCGAGGGGCACAUCGGAUCUCCCCCUCUAAAUUCGACCGAAUUCCCAUUCCUCCAGCAGGCAGCACAUCUUCG